GUACGAUCCUCUUCCGCCGUUUCCGAAUAGAAUAAAAAAGAACACCGCCGCUUGCUACUAGUUCUCUCGACAACCGUUCAACAGCAGUUCAGCUGGUCCUGAACACCAACUCCGACAACACACCACCUACCUACCUACCAACGACCUACCAACUACCUACCUACCUUUCCACCCACCAAUACAUCGUUCAACAGCUGGCGACGGAGCGCCGAGCGCCCGCAAAGAAUCACAACAAGAUGAGCACAAUGGAAAUGUCUAAUCGAUCGCUCAAUUCGCAAUCCGAGAGGUCUCGAUGGCCAGCUCUAGCCACCAGAAUGGGCGCAGCGGAUAUCGUCAACUCGGGUUCGAAGACGCUGUCACUGGGACAAAAGAUUGACCGCUGGAUGGUGAACGAGGGAUAUCGGAGGAUCUUCAUCGGCGUGUUCAUACUACUGCAUCUGCUGGUGUUCGGAUUUGGCUUCAUCCAUUAUUCGUUAAAAGAUAAUCUGGUCGGGCCGCGAGCAACAUUUGGUGUCACUUUGCCUAUAGCGAGGUCGGCCGCGUUGGUUCUCCAUGUCGAUGCUGCACUCAUUCUCUUCCCUGUAUGUCGCAACCUGAUUUCGAUGGCCCGACAAACCGCCCUCAAUGGAGUUGUUCCCUUCGACAAGAAUAUUGCUCUUCACAAGAGUGACUACCACCCCAUCCCGACUGUCCCAGGAGCACACGUAGCUGACUUCAUAUUAGUGACGGGAUGGUCAAUAGUGUUGUUCUCUUGGCUUCACACCAUCGCUCAUUGGAACAACUUCGCGCAGCUCGCCAUCAAGCAAAAGCUCGGCUUUGUCGGCUGGCUCCAAGCCAACUUUGUUUCGGGACCAGGCUGGACGGGAUACAUCAUGUUGACGUGUCUGAUGGCAAUGGCAAUCACCGCCCUGGAAGGGCCCAAGCGCAAGAAGUUCGAGAGGUUCUGGUAUAUUCACCAUCUCUUCCUGGUCUUCUUCUUCUUCUGGUCUUUCCACGGCUCGUUCUGCAUGAUCAAGCCGGACAGGGCCCCGUUCUGCGCUAGUAUCGGAGUUUUUUGGAAAUUCUGGAUGGUGGGUGGCCUGCUCUACUUGGGCGAGAGGACUUGGCGCGAGAUCCGGGGAAAGCACCAGACGUACAUCAGCAAAGUCAUCGAACAUCCCAGCAAUGUCGUCGAGAUCCAGAUCAUGAAGGAGCGCACCACGGCCAGGGCCGGACAGUACAUCUUCCUGUGCUGCCCCGAGGUUUCCAUCUGGCAGUACCAUCCGUUCACUCUCACGAGUGCCCCAGAGGAGGACUACAUCUCGGUCCAUGUCCGCAUGGUUGGUGACUUUACCAAGGCGCUCGGAAAGACGCUAGGGUGCAACUUGGAGAAGAAGGAGGAGAGCGGUAGGGACGCAAAGCGGAACAGGAGAGAGUCUAGGAUCAUUGGAGUGGACAAGAACACCAAGGAGGAUGUCGACCCGGCCAUCCGCAGAGUUCUGCCUAGGGUCUACAUCGACGGACCGUUCGGAAGUGCCUCCGAGGAUGUGUUCAAAUACGAGGUCGCUGUCCUGGUCGGUGCCGGUAUCGGUGUUACUCCUUUCGCAUCUAUCCUCAAGAGUAUCUGGUACAGGAGCAACUACCCCCAGAAGAAGACUAGGCUUCACAAGGUAUACUUCUUUUGGAUUUGCCGAGACUUUGGUUCGUUCGAGUGGUUCCGUUCGCUUCUUUUGGCCAUCGAAGCGCAGGAUAUUGGUCACUUGAUCGAAAUCCACACCUACCUCACAGCCAAGAUUAAACCCGAUGAUGCUACCAACAUCAUGAUCAACGACGCGAACGCCGAGAAGGAUGCCAUCACUGGACUGCGUGCGCCCACCAACUUCGGUCGGCCGAAUUGGGACACCGUGUUCAAGAGCAUCCGCUCGAUCCACAAGCCCGCCGAGUGCGGUGUGUUUUUCUGCGGGCCCAAGGCCUUGGGAUCAACAUUGCACGUCAAGUGUAAUCAGUACUCGGAGCCGGGAUUCUCUUUCGUCUGGGGCAAGGAGAAUUUCUAGACGGGUCUCUGUGGGUGUGUAUACUAGUACGCAACGUUGCUUAGGGUCUAAACAGCCGCGGGGUGUACGAUGAUUCAAUGCGAUUUUUCUUUUUUCUUUUUUCUUUCACGGUGUCAACCUUUACAUAAAGUUUUUUAUGCGGAUAGUGAAGUUUGUGCUGUGGAGUUUUUUUUUGUUCUUUCUGAUAUAUCUUGAAUCCUGUGCGAUAUCUCUUUUUUCUUUUUUCCUUGCUGCAUUACUUUAGGGGUUUAUUAUUUUCUUAGGGAUACCCAAAUCAUGUCUGCCAUCUUUCUUGCGUUUUAUCAUCAUGGGUAAUCGUGAGUGGGGGAUGAAGAUUGUUGUGCUGUAACAUUGCUCCCCUGCCGAGAACCUACAGCCUUCCUUCCUUUAGAGGAUAUCUAGCUCGGGCCGUUUCAUGAGGGGGGGAAUCGGAACCCCGAGGUCUGCAACACCCGUU
Tricharina praecox is the source of this 2490-nucleotide messenger RNA. RefSeq names its product ferric reductase NAD binding domain-containing protein. The transcript is spliced from 6 exons. The record is from RefSeq and is a predicted model, not a curated record. Gene Ontology annotation, biological process: superoxide anion generation; defense response. Bases 237 to 2033 code for a protein of 598 amino acids. Gene Ontology annotation, molecular function: superoxide-generating NAD(P)H oxidase activity. Lineage: Eukaryota; Fungi; Ascomycota; Pezizomycetes; Pezizales; Pyronemataceae. Gene Ontology annotation, cellular component: plasma membrane; NADPH oxidase complex.